AUGCUAAUACAAGCCCCCAUCCCUCGAACUAGGUUUGCCAUCACUCCCACCAAUGUCCGACCAAUCCACGUCUGUCUAGACAUUACUCCCACUCGACAAUUAUCCAAUCACAAUAGCAUCUUCAAUCUUACUCAAAGACUGGAUGACAGACAACCAAUUCGACCACUCGUUGAAAAUAAACAUCUAUAAUCCAUCAUCAUCAAACCAGACAACGUCAAUAGAGUUCAUGGCAACUCUUUCUGUCAAAAUUAACCCAAUAAGGAAAUGUAGAACUAAAUCUAAGAAUUAACUAAAUAAAAGGAAAACAUGUCUUAAAUUUUAGCAGAAGCCAUUAGAAAAAGCAAUCUCCUCUAGAAAUAGUUAGAUGUACUCAAUCCUAUUUUAAUUAGAAAAUUUAAGGCGAAAAAACCGAACAAGCUCUUUAAUUUUAAGUGAACCUCGAUUAAUUUCAAGAUGAAAUCACUUAAUUAACCAACAAAUUAGAGAAUUUGAUUGUUGAAAACACUUAGCUUCAAGAAUCUUAUCAGAAUUAACAAUUCUAUAUUGAAUAGUUAGAAUAUUAAGAAAAUGAUAAUUUUAACGUCACUUAAAAUUUCGGAUAGAUGUGA
This is a messenger RNA of Paramecium octaurelia, 608 nucleotides long. The record is from the annotation of a GenBank genome assembly. NCBI's taxonomy places the organism in Eukaryota, Ciliophora, Oligohymenophorea, Peniculida, Parameciidae.